Messenger RNA from Sturnus vulgaris (Common starling), 9401 nucleotides. The record is from RefSeq and is a predicted model, not a curated record. NCBI's taxonomy places the organism in Eukaryota, Metazoa, Chordata, Aves, Passeriformes, Sturnidae.
UCCUUUGAGAAAGUUUGAGUUAAAGAAUGUAAAUAUUGUAUUUCCCAACAGCUUGCUGCAUUUUAUUGCCAUUCACAGUGAAGAAUAUUUACAGGGGCGUUUGUAAAUCCUGUUUCUUUGCAGCUUGCUUUUAAUUUUUUAAGAGUUUCAUCUUCAAAGUGAGUAUAUUUUGCUAUGGGGUUGCCACUGUAAUGAACAGUUAAAAUAAUCCGCCAUAUGCAAAUAGCACUAUGAUACAUGUAUACUGGCUUAGUUUUAUAUUGAAAAGAAUAUUAUAUGUAGUUUCGUGGAGAAUUUUGCACCAUAUAGAGCAGAGUGUUUAACUCAUCAUGACUGACGUUUUUUCCUGAAGUAGGGACGAUCUUUGUGUAUUUGUAGUAUCAACAUAAGUAAUUUACAUAAUGUUACCUGUUAUACUGUAUACUUUCAAACAGACUUCACAAAGAAAGAGUUCUUGUAUGGCAGAUGUGCCUUGUUUUCUGCACAUCUUUGGCUAUUUAUUUUGUAUGUGUUACUGGCAUCCUCAAUAUUGGUCAAUUUACAGCUAUGGAAUUGCUUCAUUUCAGCCAAUUAGUGAAAAAAUUUAGUGGUUUCUGUGGCCUAAUGGUAGCUUUCAAGUGAAAUCUAGAGUUUAAAGCUCUCAGGUCAAGAAGUAAGAAAAACUAAAGCUUUUAUCGUAAUUUUUUGGUCCUUUUGUUUGUUUAUUUGAUUAGUUUUUUGGGCGUUUUUUGCUUCUUUGUUGGUUUACUGAAGCGAAGGAACUUCUGUCCUAAAUUAGUGUGAUACAUCGUUUAACCAUGGUAGUAUUGGUUUAGGUUUGGGGUUGUGGUUUGGUUUUGGCUUUUUUUUUCUGUGAUGAGAUAGAACUCAAUAUGAUGGGCUGUUAAAACAACAGCAGAGAAAUAGCUUGAUUUUUAAGGCCUUUAUUUUCAUUCAGGUGUGAUGAUUCAGGAUAAAUAGUGUUUUUUUGGUUUUUUUUUUAUAUUGAACAACAUUUGAAGGUGAGGUAUGAGUCUUUUCUAUAGUCUAAGACUGGUUUUCAGUGGAUGUUGACAUAAGAAAUAUUAUUAUAUUACUAUAAUCUUUGUGUAAACUCACAACCUGUGUGCUCUCUUUAGCAAUUACUGCACAGUUGUGUCCUUUCCAUCUCUCACUUCUUUCCCUUCCUCCUUUGUUGUUUAAAGACACAUUGGGUUGGACAAUCCAGCUCUGAAAGUUUAGAAGGUUACUAGUUUUUUGUUAGAGCUGUGUGAAAGGUUGCUGGAUUUUCUCUUUUUUCUUUUUUUUUAUGUCUUCUAGCUUGCAUUCACUAGUAUCAUACAGAUAUGAUUUUCCUGUGAUGUGUGAGAGUAAUUUUGCAGUGACUGUUCAGAUUUUCUGUAUAUUAAAAUAAAAGCCAGUUCUGAGGUUCAGUACUCAUAAGCUUGAAAAUCAAGGCUGAAAAUAGAAUUUUUAACAGCUGUACAUUUUAGCAAUACUUUUUUGCAAUUAUUUGCAAAAUAUAUGGGAAAGGAUAUUUAAUAAUAUAUUUCUCUCGUGUGACAAUGAUCAAAGAAUUUGUGCCUGUUUCACCCCAAAUAGGUUAAGUGGCUUUUCAAUAAUUACUCUGCUUACCUGUUGCUGUAAUUCUGUAGGCUAUUUUCUGAAUCAGUGCCUGCCUCUAAAGAAAAUAAUCUGAGAUCCAGCUAAAGUUACUUUUUCUUUGUUAUUCUUCUCACAAAAAUAAGCAAUCAAGAAAACCCAAACAUUUAUUUGAAUUGAACAAAAUGUUUGGCCUAGCUUGAAACUGUAACAAGUUUAACAAAAUCAGAGGGGGGGAAAAUGGGAAUGGAAGGUUUGGGGGAUUCUGGUGUUUUUUAAAGACAUCGGGGAGCAUAAAGAUGCAUAUUUUUACUUUAUUUUGCCUGUAGUCUGAUGGCUCUGGCACUUGCAAGGAAUGUGGGAGAGCCAGGUUUACUUCCCUGCUUUGCCUGAGGAGCUUAAUCCACAUCUGAAGAGAGUUCUCUAACUGCUCCACUGAUCACCCUGCCUCUGAUACAGUCAUCUCAUUAAGUUUGAGUAGCAAGUAUUUAACCUCAAAUGAAGCUGCCUGCCUGCAGUGGAACAGAAGUAUGGUGUAAAAGAAUCUCAGUUGCCCAAUCAAGAUGAACAGAAUGGCUUUCUACACCAAGAAAAUAGAACAUCCAUUUUUUAGGAUUAUAUCUACAACAUGAAGCAUUUAGCAGUAGCUGUCUUUGAGAACAUUCAUCUAUGACCUGAGAUGUCCUGAUCCUGGGAAAAAAUGAGAUUCCAUUAAUUAAGUCUAUAAUUUUUAAAUGCAUUUUCAUGACUAAUUAUAUUUGCUUAUGUGCAACACGGAUACUUAAAUACUUAAAGAAUUCAUAAACCAGAGUUUAUUUUAACACAUGCACGCAUUUUGUUUUACAUUCAGUAUACAAGACACAUAAUUCUAAUCAAAUUUUAAAUAAUCUUUAAAUUACCUAUAUUUAUUAAUAAAUGAAGUCUUGGCAAGAAUUUAUCAUCCAUGGACAUGAGUAAAGCAGAUUGCCCCGGAAUGGAUGAUACUUUUGUAUUGGGUAAAAUCAAUAACUUGAAAGUAGAGCAAGAAGACGACAGCAUUAACUGUACUCUGGAAAGAACAGAUAUAAAGACAGAACAAGAUGAUUUCAAACAUGUGGACAGCAGUGAUGAACAGGAUGACAAAGAAAAGAACUUCAUUACCAACAACGCUGGCAAAUAUUUAUCUACAGAAAAUGAAGAUGAUUAUGGAUCUCUUUUUUCUCAGUAUAGUAAUACGCUGUAUGAUGUAGCAAUGGAAGCUGUGACACAAAGCCUCCUUUCUAGCAGAAACAUAAGCUCCAGAAAAAAGUCACCUGCUUGGAACCAUUUUUUUAUAUCUCCUAGAGAUAGCACUAAAGCAAUAUGUAUGUACUGUAUGAAAGAAUUUAGCAGGGGUAAAAAUGAAAAGGACUUGAGUACAAGUUGUCUCAUGAGACACGUGAGGAGAGCACAUCCCACUGUAUUGAUUCAAGAAAAUGGAACUAUGCCAGGUAUAUCUUCCUUUUCUUCAUCUACGUUACUGCUGCCACCUCAGUCUGCAGAUGUUGGAGAUCUGAGUUCUAUGUUAUCCCCCAUAAAACUGGUCAAGAAAAUGGCUUCUAAAAUACCAUCUCCAGAUCGAAUAAUUGAGGAAUCUGUUUCUAUUGUUUCUUCUGAAGAAAUAUCAGAUCUUGCAGUUUCUGAAAAGUGCAGCAAAGAAGAAGUCAUGGUUGGUUCAUCUCCACAGCAAGCCAACAGCCAAUAUGAUGACACUGUUGAGAAUGUAGCAGAAAAAACAGUUGUAAUUCCAAAGAGUGCAUCAGGUUCUAGAAGGAGAUCUGCUGUCUGGAAACACUUUUAUUUGUCACCUCUAGAUAAUUCUAAAGCUGUUUGCAUCCACUGCAUGAAUGAAUUCAGUAGAGGAAAAAAUGGAAAAGACCUAGGAACAAGUUGUUUAAUAAGACACAUGUGGAGAGCACAUCGUUCCAUUGUCCUGCAAGAGAAUGGGGGUGGUACCAGCAUACCACCUCUCUACACCGCACCUCCUACUCUCUUGCCUUCUUUACUACCGUCAGACAGUGAUCUGAAUUCCAUGUCAUCCUCUCCUGGAAAACUAAUGAAAGAACCAACUUCUGUUUCCUCUUCUCCAGACAGAAUCUCUGAGGAGAUCCAUACCAAUCUCACUUCUGGAGAUGCUCUAGUGGAAGACUCAAUGCUAUCAUCUUCUGAUGAUAUAGGUGAAGUCUCCUUUGUUUCAUCUCCUGAAAAACAGUGUGAGGGAUUGGGUCCACUAAUAUUUGAACCUACUGCUGUGUUUCAGCAAAAUAAAAGGAUUAUGAAAAGGCUUAAGUCAGAAGUCUGGCACCACUUUUCACUCUCACCUGCAGACAGUCUAAAAGCAGUAUGUAGAUACUGCAGUUGUAUGAUAAGUCGUGGUAAGAAAGGAGAUGUGGGCACAAGCUGCUUAAUGAGACAUCUAUAUCGGCGCCAUCCUGAUGUAAUUGGAAACCAAAAGAGCUUUCUUGACGUGAGUUUGGCAAAUUCUCCUUAUGCCACUUUGGCUUCUGCAGAAUGUUCCUCCUCAAAGUUGACUGACUUGCCUACAAUGGUUACACAUGAUAAUCAAAUUAUAUUUCCGGUUAAUAGUAAGAAGACCUCAAAACUGUGGAAUCACUUUUCAAUUUGUUCUGCAGAUUCAACAAAAGUAAUAUGUACACACUGUGGACGUAUAAUAAGUAGGGGGAAAAAGCCAACAAACCUAGGCACAAGUUGCCUUCUAAGACAUUUGCAGCGGUUUCAUAACAAUGUAUUGAAAACUGAUGUCCCAGAGACAGUAUUAUCCUCAUCUACGGAUAAUCAUAUGCCACUCCGCACAGAAUUAAUAGGAUCUUCAAAUUUUGAUGAAACCAAUGACAAGUUUUGUGACUCUCAUCCAGUUGCCAAAAAAAUCACAAGUCUUGUAGCUGAAAUGAUUGCACUUGACCUUCAGCCAUAUUCUUUUGUAGACAACAUUGGCUUUAACAGGCUGCUUGAAUAUUUGCAACCUCAGUAUUCUUUACCUUCUCCAUCUUACUUUUCUAGGACAGCAAUUCCAGAUAUGUAUGAUAAUGUAAAACAAAUAAUUAUUUCACAUCUUAAAGAAGCCGAAAGUGGAGUGAUCCAUUUUACAUCUGGAAUAUGGAUGAGCAACCAAACACGAGAAUAUCUAACCCUGACUGCUCACUGGGUAACAUUUGAGUCUUCAUUUCGACCACAGUGUGAGGAUUACCAUUGUUCAGCACUAUUAAAUGUGUCACAGAUUGAUUGUGACUACAAUGGAAUCAGUAUUCAAAAGCAGCUAGAAUACUGGUGGGAAACGUGGAUUACUUCCAUCGGACUUCAGAUUGGGAUUACUGUUACUGAUAAUCAGAGUAUAGAGAAAACUUUAAAUGAAGGUGAUCAUUCCAGUGUACAAUGUUUUAGUCACACUGUUAAUGUAAUUGUAAAUGAGGCUAUUAAAAGCCAGAGAAUGGUUCAGAAUUUACUUAGUAUUGCAAGAAAGAUCUGUGAACGCGUCCAUCGGUCAGCAAAAGCAAAAGAGAAGUUAGCUGAAUUGCAAAAAGAGUAUGAGUUGCCUCAGCAUCAGCUAAUACAAGAUGUUCCAUCCAAGUGGAAUACAUCAUUUCAUAUGCUUGAACGUCUCAUUGAACAGAAAAGAGCAAUUGAUGAAAUGUCAAUUGAGUGCAGCUUUCGGGAGCUAAUAAGUUGUGAUCAGUGGGAAGUCAUGCAGUCAGUGUGUCAUGCUCUCAAACCUUUUGAAGCUGCAAGUAGAGAGAUGAGUACACACAUGUCUACGCUAAGCCAAGUGAUUCCAAUGAUUCAUAUACUUAACAGGAAAAUAGAAAUGCUAUUUGAGGAAACUAUGGGCAUAGAUACUAUGCUGAAAUCUUUAAAAGAAGCUAUGGUGAGUAGAUUGUCCUCCACGCUUCAUGAUCCAAGGUACAUUUUUGCUACGCUUCUGGAUCCCCGGUAUAAAACAUCGUUAUUUACAGAAGAGGAGGCUGAACAAUAUAAACAAGACUUAAUCAGGGAGCUGGAAAUAAUGAGUUCUACCUCAGAUGAUGAUAAACCUGUUUCCAAUGGAUGUGAUAUAGGUUCACCAUCUACAAAUUCGUAUGGGGAAGAUAAUCUCUGGUCACUCAUGGGUGACAUGAAGAAAACAAAAGACCUGAAAGAAAGAGCAAAGUUACCAGAGGAAAUGGUGCUUUCUUACUUGGAGGAAGAAGUCCUUGAGCAUAACUGUGAUCCUCUAACUUACUGGAACUUUAAGAAGUCAUCUUGGCCAGUACUGUCAAAAUUGGCUGUCAGGUUCUUGGGUUGUCCACCAAGCAUUGUUCCUUCAGAGAGAUUGUUCAAUACAUCCAAUGAAAGCAACAACUUUAGUCAGUCAAGGUUAAUGAUUGAACACUUUGAAAAGCUUAUCUUUUUGAAAGUGAAUCUUCCUUUAAUAUACUUCCAGUAUUGAAACUAAUGAACAAACUGCUAGACUAAAUCUAUUGUUGCUCACUGGAUAUUAACUAUCUAUAACUCGGAUUUUUAAAUUGCUCCAGUAGGGGCCAUGUAUGACAUCUAAUCAGUGACUAUAAUUCCAAAUUUUAAGGUUCAUUUUUUUUCAGCUUUCAAUAUGUCUACAUGUGCCUUAUUCAUAGUACUUCAGGCCAGAUAUUGUAUAUAUGUUUUUUAAAAGUUCACACUAGAGAUAGCCUGUCUCGUCAAAUUAUACAAAAUUAUGUAGGUUUUAAUUCAUAAUUGUAAAUGAACUUUUAAAAGCUCAGUCAUUUGUUUUAAUAGAAUGGCAAAAAAAAAAAAAAAAAAAAGAUGUAAACAGUUCUAUUCUGUAGUUUUUUAUUCAAUUAUUAUGUAAAAACCAUAAACCAGGUACUGUAUUUUAGUUGAACAUUGCUUUAAUUGCAAGAAAACAGGUUUUGUAGUUGUCAAAAGAAAGCUGUACGUGAAAGAUGGGGUUCAAGCUGUCUUUUUAUCAUACGGUGUUUUUAACUGCAAGCCCUAAAGUACUUAAAGGAUUAAGAAGAGUUAUUGAGGAAGAUGUGUUUACAGGAGACUGUUGACUUAAUAUCUGAAAAUAAAUCUUAAAUUUAACAUGAGAUGGAAUGUCACUUACACAGCAAUCGGUAGUAAAACUUCCCGUUCUGGGUUCUCCUGUUCAGGUUUUACUUUUAAGUGAAUUACAGAAAUAUUCUGGGUAUUUAUAAAAGGUCUUUGCAAGUUCUCUCAAAGUUUGUGAAUUAAUGCUUGUUAUUUAAUGCCGUGUACAAAAAAGGCAAGAAACUUACAAAAAGACUCUAAUGUCAUUCUGAAGCCUUUUCUAAUCUUGAGUGCAUCAAAACUAUAAGGUCCCUAUUGUAAAAAUUGAGCCCUUACUGCUAAUGUAAUUUCAAUUGUGUAGAACAGCCCGUCUUAAAGCUCCUAGUACAGAAAUAACUGAUCUUCUGGUUUUCAGUUAUAGCCUUAUGGAUAUGGUGCACUGCGUAGAACUUUAUAUAGUAGGGUUGAUUCUUAACUGUUGGUGUCCAUCAGGCAAAUGGGAUAUACAGCCUUUAAAACUUCAAAUAAGAUGGAAAAAAUAGCCAGCAUUUUAAUUUGAAAGGAACAUUCUCCUUAGUUUAACUCUAGAAAGAGUCAUCUUUUAAUUUCAGUUUUCAUUGAAUACAUUUUUGGGAAACAAGUCAUCAUUUGCCUAUGACCUUUUAGAAAAGUUGUAGCUUUGUUAAAAUACUCUACCUAAUGCCUAAUCCAAUUUUGCAUUUACUAUGUUUUAGUGUAUUUAUAAAUGGUGAACUCAGUUUCUGAAAUUAAACAUUUUAUUUGCAAUUUUCCAGUGGUAGUCAACACUGCCUUUUAUUUUCAGAUGGAUUUAAGACAACCAUUGAAUAAAAAUUAAUUCAAACAAUUGUAAUCAUAAAUAUAUCACAGAACAACCUAUGUGAAAAGAAAGGUUUUCCAUUUAGCUCUUUAGAUUUGAGCCUGGAUUCUGCUUUUUUUGAUUUUCCAACCUCAUUUUAACCUCAGGGAAAUUGGUUGAAUUACUUCCCAAGUAAUUCACAUGUUUCCAUGUGUCGUUUCUCCAAACAUUUUAGUUUGAGGUAUUUCAAGUGUUAUUCCAUCAUGUUACGUUUAUACCUGUACUAUUUAAGUAGCACAUAGUGCACUUGGGAAAGACUAAUACUGCUUUUUUUCCUGCAGUAUUUUAAAAAAUAAUGUUUGCUUCUAUCAACAAUCAGCAUCUCUUUGUUCUUCUAGGGUUAAAUAAGAACAGCACACAUUUUUCCUGCAGUAAUAAAACAAUUUGGUCUAGUUUACAUAUAGCUGGAAAUAGGUGAGUUUGAAGCAGCUUACUGGGAAACAUGUUUAAAUGGUUACUGGUUAAUUAUUAUCUCAGUUUUUUCUCCUACAUUUUAACUGCGAAUAUAACCUUGACCCUUGUAAAAGAGAUUUUUAAUCUCUCCAAACCAGUGGAGAGGAGAGAUGAUGAAAAAAAACACUUUUCUUAUUAAACAAGUGAUUUGUCACUCAAGGCUUCAAUGUAAAUACAGCCCAUGACUUAAAGCAUUGUGGAGUCACAUCAAACGAGGAGGAAUGCUGGCAGUGAACAAGCUCACCUGAAACUCACAGUUCUCUGGACACAAGAAUCUUGGCUCCUCUGAAGGGAGGCUUUACUGUAGCUCCUAUCAAACUUCUGUGUGGAAAGUUGUAGUGAUGACAUUUUGUAGCUCGAAAUCUACUUCUUAGUCAUACAGAUAAUUAAUUGUAUAGUCACGCUUUUUGUCAAAACAUCCUGAGAACACAAGAACUAGUCACUAUUUUUAGAAGUAAAAUUUCAUCAAGUUAGUUUAUUUAUACAUGUGAUUUCCCUUUUUCAUUUUGGUUUGGUGUGGAUUUUUAAAGGUCUUAGUUCUUAAGACCACACUGUUUCAGUGUCAGCUUGGUUAAGAAUUAAACGGUUAUAUUUUUUUUUUUUUUAAGAUAAUAUGCAGGCCCAAAAUACCUUAAAAUUGAAACACUUAAUUCUUAAAUAUAAGGGAAACUGAGUAAGUUGCUGUUUUCAGUUGUAAGCCUUGAUCCUUCUAUAGGAGUUACAGGAGCUACAGGAGCAUCUCCCUCAGAUCAGGCACUGCUGCCUGUGAGAAAAUAAUGAUUCCAAAAGAAGGGCUGAAAGCUUUCAUUGAAGCUUGAGGUAAGUUCUUGAGUGACUGUUUUGUGUUGGGUUUGCCUUAUUAUUUUUAAUGUAAAUUCUCAGUGAUUGCUAAAAUUUUAUGUUUUUACAACUCUUCUCAUAUUUGUAAUAGAUAAGACUCCCCCCUAUUUUUACAAUGCUUUCCCUCGGACUAACAAAGCUGUAAACAGUGGGAGUUCUCAUCAACCUGAGUUUGUGCUGCACCUGUCCUUGCAGCAGCAGACAGUUCUCUAAUGCAUAAAUAAUAUGGUGAGCCUGCAACAGUGAUACUUAAAUGCAUACCUCCAGUACAUUAGCGACUUCAGAAAUAAAUUUAGUAAGCAAACUUUUUUCAGUGUUAGCACAGAAAGUAAAGUGUAGAUGAUACUUGGUCAUCAUAAAAAUCUUAAAGCUUCCUUCUAAAGAAGCAUCUUCUGCUUAUUUUAAAAGUAGGCAGGUGUAACAACUAUACACUGCAGCAAGAAAUAGUUUGUAGUAAUAAAGUUAGGAAUGGAAAGCAGUUGAGAUCUGCAACAGCCUUUCCAAAGAACUCUGGUCUUGUGAAGGGUGUAUGAUGGAAAGUACAUACUGAGAUGUAUAUUAUGCUUCAGAAACCUGAGAUAAUGCUUCCCCCACAUUUGCCUCUUUU